Molecule: messenger RNA, 2712 nt
Organism: Austrofundulus limnaeus
Lineage: Eukaryota; Metazoa; Chordata; Actinopteri; Cyprinodontiformes; Rivulidae
Gene: smap2
Product: small ArfGAP2
Exons: 9
Coding region: 462-1892 (476 amino acids)
Cellular component (GO): cytoplasm
Molecular function (GO): GTPase activator activity
Source: RefSeq, a predicted model, not a curated record
UGUGCGCCCUCUUGCGUCCUGGAGAAAACCAUUCAUUGAAUCUCAAUAGUAGUGCUCUAAUUGGCCACAUGGCGGCAGUACAGGUGCGUGCGCUUCCAGUUAAAACCUCCAGUGAUAGGUUACAGAUGUGCUUAAAGACGAAAGCACUUUGUGGAAAUCACGUGGUUGUUUUCCUGCGCGCUUGCUUUCUGAUUGGGGUACCUCAAAAAAAAAAAAAAAAAAAAAAAAAAAACAUGCGCACGCCGGUUGACUGUAARGCUCUCAUCCCAUCUCUGUAAAACAUUGGUCUCCACACACAUCGAGGAGGAGGAAACAGAGGAGGAACUGAACGCAUCACCUUUCUUUCUGCUCGCUCGCGCCGCUUUCAUUUCGGGAAGUAAGGAGCCGCUUUUUUUUUUGACAAGAAGAGCCACACCGGCACGGACUGCAGAAGGAAGGAGGGGGACUUUAUCAGCAGCGUGAUGACGGGCAAAUCUGUGAAAGACGUUGACAGAUAUCAGGCGGUCCUCAACUCAUUAUUGGCGCUGGAGGAGAACAAAUACUGCGCCGACUGCGAAUCUAAAAGUCCAAGAUGGGCUUCCUGGAAUUUGGGCAUCUUCAUUUGUAUCCGCUGCGCUGGUAUUCAUCGAAAUCUAGGGGUCCACAUCUCAAAGGUCAAGUCCGUCAACCUGGAUCAGUGGACACAGGAGCAGGUUCAGUGCGUUCAAGAAAUGGGAAACGCCAAAGCCAAGCGUCUCUAUGAGGCUUUUUUACCCAAGUGCUUCCAGCGCCCUGAGACCGACCACGCCGCAGAGAUCUUUAUCAGGGACAAGUACGAAAAGAAGAAAUAUAUAGAUAAGGUCAUCGACAUCCAGAUGCUUAGGAAAGAAAAGAGUUGUGACAACAUCCCCAAGGAACCAGUUGUGUUUGAAAAAAUGAAAUUGAAAAAAGACGUCAGUCCGARGACAGACUCUCAAGCUGUUACAGAUCUGCUUGGACUGGAUCCUCCUGCUCAGAGUCCUGCGGUGUCUAAUGGUGGAGGAUGUGUUCCAGACAGCAAUGAAAGCCCCGUGGUGUCUAAUCCAGCUCACACACACCCUGCCCUGGAUCUCUUUGCCUCCUUCCCAGCCCCAUCCCCAGCUUCUUCUACUAAAACCACGCCUGUUUCCAGCUCCUUGCCUCAGAGCAGAGUGACUGCCUCAGUGCCUGAAAACCUCAGUUUGUUUCUGGAUCCGAAACCCAAGUCGGAGGAAGGCGCUGUCAAGAAGCUGUCCAAGAAUUCUAUUUUGUCUCUGUACGCCUCCACCCCCUCAGUGCACGCCAGCAGCAUGGCGGCACAUGCAGGUCUGUACAUGAACCGAGUGGGAUACCCGACGCAUCCGUAUGGUCCGUACCAUUCUUUAGCCCAGGUGGGUGGGAUGGGAGGAGCCAUGAUGCCAUCGCAAGUGGCCAUGAUGGGACAACAGCAGAGUGGCAUGAUGGGGGUUCAGCAAAACAACAUGAUUGGAGUCCAACAGAACUGCUUGAUGGGACAGCAGAAUGGCCUAAUGGGUGCUCACAUGGCACAGCCUGGCAGCGUCGUGGCACCGCCCUACAUGACGGGGAUGAGCCAGGGCUUGAUGGGACAGCAGCAGAAUGGAAUAAUGGGACAGCAGCAGAAUGGAAUAAUGGGACAGCAGCAGAGUGGCAUGAUGGGACAGCAGCAGAUGGGAGGCUUGGCUACGGGACCUCAUCAACAAGUUUAUGGAGCRCAGCAAAGCCAGCAGCAGCUUCAGUGGAACAUCAGCCAGAUGACUCAACACAUGGCUGGUGCGAAUCUCUACAACACCAGCGGCACGACGGGAUAUGGCAGCAGCACCGGCAGUCCCGCAGCUCCAGGUUCAGCACACAUGACGGCACACGUUUGGAAAUGAGCUCACAGAAGCUCGGUAUCUUCAGGAACGGGUGGGGAAGCAGUUGGAUCAGACUCCACAUGAAACAUUGUCAAAAUCAAGAGAGGAGGAGGCAGGUGUGAAGAAGAGUGGAGAAACAACGACUACCUCUCUUUCUUUUCUCUCUCUGCCUAAGCUUCCUCUGGCCAUGUCAUCCAUAGAGCCAUGAUCUGCAGAAUUCCAUGUUUGCCUUCAGGACAUGUUGGUUCUCCAACCAAGAAAACAGGGUUCAGAGGCCACCGGUUAGGACUCUGCAUCUUUUUUUGUCGAGCCAUUGUGUGGAAGUAUGCGUGCCCUUAAAUCUGCAACUGCUUUGUUUACUGAGAACUUUUCAGUUUUUUUUUUUUGUUUUUGUUUUUAAACAAAGUGCCGAAGUUAAGCAGAGCAAUUUAUAUUUGAUUCCAUAGAACCUAAUGAAAUGAGACAUAAAAUUAGUAAUGCAGUGAACUAUACACUAUCACAUUUAUUCAAAAGAAAUGCUACAUUUUAGCAUGAAUAAUAUAUUUAAUGAGCAGUUAAAACAGUUAUGGCAUGUACAUUGCUUAGGGGCUUAUUACAUCAAAUCUAGUCUAUUAUUUAAAGUAUAUUCUUACAGGUUUAAGAAGAGCUGCUACUACUUGAGCGUUAUUACCUGAUGCGAGUCACAAACRGGAACUCGUUGAGCUGGAGUCCAGUUGAGACAGAUAUAAAACUUUCUCAUUGUGACCUAAUGCUGCUUGUGUUCUCACAGAAAUAUAUUAAGUGGCAACAAAAUACAGAUCAAUAAUAAAAUGAAAGGCAGCAGAAAGAAGAAAAAAUCUUA